Synchiropus splendidus (mandarinfish) is the source of this 1425-nucleotide messenger RNA. Its product is annotated as coiled-coil-helix-coiled-coil-helix domain-containing protein 10, mitochondrial-like. Gene Ontology annotation, cellular component: nucleus; mitochondrion. NCBI's taxonomy places the organism in Eukaryota, Metazoa, Chordata, Actinopteri, Syngnathiformes, Callionymidae. The transcript has 4 exons. The record is from RefSeq and is a predicted model, not a curated record. Gene Ontology annotation, biological process: mitochondrion organization. Bases 109 to 528 code for a protein of 139 amino acids.
GUGAGACACAAGGUCAGUGGUCACAAGCGUGUCCUGUUCGUGCUGUGCGGCAGACACACUUUCUAACACAAAUCAAGUUAAAGAAACCCGAGAGUAAACGUGAAGAAGAUGGCGAGAGGAAGCCGCAGCCGCUCUUCAGCUCCUGCCAGCCCAGCUCCAUCCCAUGCUCCAGUCCCAGCACAUCCACCUCCAGCAUCCCUGGCGCCGACUCCAGCUCCAUCACAGGGGCCUGGCCUCAUGGCCCAGAUGGCUACCACAGCUGCCGGUGUGGCAGUAGGUUCUGCUGUGGGUCAUGUGGUUGGGGGUGCCCUCACUGGAGCUUUUAGUGGAAGCAGCAGCUCCGAACCAGCCAAACCUGUGUACCAGGAACCUCCACGUCCUGCAGCAGCCCAACCAGGUCCCUGCCACUUCGAGGUCAAACAGUUCCUGGACUGUGCCACCAACCAGAAUGACUUGAGUCUAUGUGAAGGCUUCAGUGAGGCUCUUAAACAGUGCAAGUAUUCCCAUGGGUUGUCAUCCCUGGUAUGAAAGGUCAUCAUCUUGACGAGAUGCGACACACCACUAGUCAAUAAAGCAGCAUAUUGCUAAAUACAGAAUGUGAAAUUAAUUGACAUUUUUGUUGAUCUGCUAAAUAUAGCAUAAUAAAAGAUAAAAGUACGACAUGUGUGUGAUCUCAUUUGGUUAAAAGUCUUCACAAAAGCAGAUCCAUGAAGUUGCCUUAUAUGUGUGUAGACAGUUUCAAUAAUUUGAUUCACACACAGGGAGAACAUGCAAACAUGCAGAAAGGUGGUCUGGCUCGGCCAUCAAUGUAAUUUGAUUCUCCAUUUGUUACAUUUUUAAAUAUUUCAGGUUAUUAGCCAAUUCCAAGCCAAGCUUGGUACUGGGAAAUUACCAGUUUUGCCCUCCAUUGUGUCACCCAAUGUAGGAUUUCCAAGUCAGAAAGUGGUAAAAUAAUCACUACUCUGAGUACGCUAUACAAGAUGGCCUCCCCAAACCUAAGGAAGUUGAAGCUUUGAAACAAUGAAACACAUCAUAAGAAACAAACACAUUCCACAAAACUGUGUUUCUUCUUCAUCCUGCGGGUUGUAUCUGGACGAGGCACACGUGAGAUUAGUUUCCAUGGACAUUACCAUCUUCAUUUCCACAAUCUAUAAUUGGAAUGCAAUGAACUGAGUUAAGACAUCAUUCCCAGGUCCAACUUCGCACUUCCGAUGUGGGGAUUGCAGCACUAGUGUUGUGCUACUGCAGUCAUGUAGGAACAUGGGGAAAAAUCAUCUCUCCACUUUAACAAUAACAAAGGGCAAUAACAACAAACGUUUCGCUUGUGCACAAAGGAUGCUAAAAUACACAACUCGACAUGGGCAUGCACUUGUGCCGGUGUCGGUUAAAAACAAUAACUCAUGGACACAUUAAAUGUAUUUCAAC